This is a messenger RNA of Amborella trichopoda, 4694 nucleotides long. Its product is annotated as putative phospholipid-transporting ATPase 4. The record is from RefSeq and is a predicted model, not a curated record. Gene Ontology annotation, biological process: phospholipid translocation. Gene Ontology annotation, molecular function: magnesium ion binding; ATP binding; ATPase-coupled intramembrane lipid carrier activity. Gene Ontology annotation, cellular component: plasma membrane. Lineage: Eukaryota; Viridiplantae; Streptophyta; Magnoliopsida; Amborellales; Amborellaceae.
GUGGGAAAGAGCGAGAGCAAGAGCAAGAUUCUCUCUCUCUCUUCCUCUUCUCCGUGCGCGUAACGUGGGUUCAGACCUCAGAGCCCCUGAUCUUUCGCCCACAAAAACCCUAAAAAUUCACCUGUCUCCCUCUCUGUCUCUCUAAAACUUCACCUUCCCCUCUCUCUCUCUUUGUUUUGGGGCAGGCCACGCUCCCUAUCUCUCUCUGCCCCUCACUUUCUUUCUCACUCCUCUAAUUCCGGCCUCAGCACGGACGGAAUCCGGUGUCUCAUCGCCGGAUCUCCGACCGGAAUCCUCAGAUGAUUGACGACCUGCCCACGCCCUGCGCCAUCUAUGCUCUUUCUGUCUCAUGAUUCCAGGUUUAACCACGUUAUUAUCUAUCGAGCCUCUAUUCUCUGCAAUAACAAUUGCUCGAGUGUUUGGAAUUUGUUCUGGGCGAUAUAAGGUCUGUCUAUUAGUUCUGGGCGAUAUAAGGUCUGUCUAUUAACAAUGGGCUUUGACAUAUCAGAUGCAAAGCCGUGUAAUAAAUUGAGUUGAGAGAAAGGGAGAUGCCUCGGGCUGGGAGGAGGAGAGGGAAGCUCCGAUGGAGCAACCUUUACAGUUUCUCAUGUGUCCGGCCAAGUGUGCUAGAGUCCGAGGGCCCUCACUCCCUCCAGGGCCCAGGAUUUUCUCGGGUUGUAUAUUGCAACCAACCCAAAAUGCACAAAACAAAACCCAUCAAGUACCCAUCAAACUAUAUAUCCACAACCAAGUAUAACAUUAUAACCUUUCUUCCAAAAGCCAUCUUUGAGCAGUUUCGUCGCGUUGCCAAUCUAUAUUUUCUGUUGGCUGCAAUGCUGUCUUUGACACCUGUGGCCCCUUUCACCGCUGUGAGCAUGAUAGUUCCACUGGCUUUUGUUGUGGGUUUGAGUAUGGCAAAGGAGGCUUUGGAAGAUUGGAGGAGAUUUAUCCAGGACAUGAAGGUUAAUAGUCGAAAGGUUAGUGUACACAAAGGAGAAGGGAGUUUUGGGUACAAGAGUUGGCAGAAGCUGAGGGUUGGGGAUGUGGUGAAAGUAGAGAAGGACCAGUUCUUUCCUGCUGAUCUUCUACUAUUGUCAUCAAGCUAUGAAGAUGGGAUUUGCUAUGUUGAGACCAUGAAUUUGGAUGGGGAGACCAACCUCAAGGUUAAGAGGGCUCUUGAGGUCACCUUACCUUUAGAUGAGGACACUGCAUUCAAGAAUUUUGUUGCAACAAUUAGGUGUGAGGAUCCCAACCCUAAGCUCUACACGUUCGUGGGUAAUCUUGAAUUUGACAGGCAGGUCUAUGCUCUUGACCCUGCUCAAAUACUAAUUAGAGAUUCAAAGCUCCGGAAUACGGCUUUUGUUUAUGGAGUUGUGAUUUUCACCGGCCAUGACACCAAGGUUAUGCAGAAUUCCACGAAAUCCCCCUCGAAAAGGAGCAUGAUCGAGAAGAAGAUGGACUACAUUAUAUAUGUCCUUUUUACUCUUCUUGUGCUUAUCUCUCUCAUCAGUUCUAUUGGUUUUGCUGUGAAGACGAAGUUUGACAUGCCUAAUUGGUGGUACAUGCGACCUGAUAAACCACAAAACCUCUAUGACCCUUCAAAGCCAUCUCUCUCUGGUAUAUUUCAUCUGAUUACAGCCCUGAUCCUCUAUGGGUACCUGAUACCCAUCUCGCUCUAUGUCUCCAUCGAGGUUGUGAAGGUCUUGCAGGCGAUGUUUAUAAACCAGGACAUUCAAAUGUAUGAUGAGGAUACUGGCAAUCCAGCUCAAGCACGAACCUCAAAUUUGAAUGAGCAACUGGGUCAGGUUGAUACCAUUCUUUCUGAUAAGACGGGCACUCUCACUUGUAACCAGAUGGACUUUCUCAAAUGCUCCAUUGCUGGGGUUUCGUAUGGAGUGGGUUCAAGCGAAGUUGAGAUCGCAGCAGCAAAACAGAUGGCCAUGGACCUUAACUCAAAGAGCUUGGACAUCACAAACCAAAGCAAUCGGAAUUCGUGGGAAAAUGUUGCGAACCACCAAUUCAGUACAUCCGAAAUUGAAAUGCAACCGGGAACUCCAUUCAAAAGUGAAAAGGUGAAGAAGCCUCCUAUUAGAGGAUUCAAUUUUGAAGAUGACCGUCUGAUGAAUGGGAACUGGUUGAUAGAGUCCAAUGCAAAUGGGAUAUUGAUGUUCUUUCGAAUCUUGGCAAUAUGUCAAAGUGCCAUCCCUGAGCCUAAUGAGGAAACAGGACGUUUUAACUAUGAAGCAGAGUCACCAGAUGAAGGAUCAUUUCUUGUUGCAGCAAGGGAGUUUGGUUUUGAGUUCUGUAGAAGAACUCAGACUAGUGUCUUCAUUAGAGAGCAGUAUCCCUCUUAUAGCCAGCCAGUUGAGAGGGAGUACAAGAUUCUUAACCUAUUGGAGUUCAGUAGUAAGAGGAAACGAAUGUCUGUCAUUGUCCAGGUUGAGGAUGGACAGAUUUUCCUUUUCUGCAAAGGGGCAGACAGCAUCAUCUUUGACAGGCUUGCAAAGAAUGGCAGGAUGUAUGAGGAGGUGACAUCUAAGCAUCUGAAUGAAUAUGGAGAAGCAGGUUUACGCACAUUGGCACUUGCGUAUAAGAAACUUGAGGAAUCUGAAUACUCAGUAUGGAAUAGCGAGUUUGUGAAAGCAAAGACCACCAUAGGGCCUGAUCGAGAUGCUCUUCUUGAAAGAGUUGCUGACGUGAUGGAGAAAGAUUUGAUUCUUGUUGGUGCAACAGCUGUGGAAGACAAGUUACAGAAAGGGGUUCCUCAAUGCAUAGAUAAACUUGCACAAGCUGGCCUCAAGAUCUGGGUGCUGACAGGUGAUAAGAUGGAGACAGCAAUUAACAUUGGAUUUGCAUGCAGUCUGCUCCGUCAAGGCAUGAAACAGAUAAGCAUUACCACUAUGAACACUGAGUUGCUUGGUCAAGAUGCCAACAAGGCAGUGAAGGACAACAUCUUAUUGCAAAUCACUAAUUCUUCCCAAAUGGUCAAGCUGGAGAAGGAUCCUCAUGCUGCGUUCGCUUUGAUUAUUGAUGGGAAAACUCUAAGUUAUGCCUUAGAGGAUGAUCUGAAGCAUCAAUUUCUGAAUCUAGCAGUAGAUUGUGCAUCUGUCAUAUGUUGUCGGGUUUCACCAAAGCAGAAAGCAUUGGUGACCAGGCUUGUAAAGGAAGGAACUGGUAAAACCACUUUAGCAAUCGGUGAUGGUGCCAAUGAUGUUGGUAUGAUUCAAGAGGCAGACAUUGGUGUCGGUAUCAGUGGAGUUGAAGGGAUGCAGGCAGUAAUGGCAAGUGACUUCUCGAUUGCACAGUUUCGGUUUCUAGAGCGGCUGCUUGUAGUUCAUGGCCAUUGGUGCUAUAAGAGAAUUGCCCAAAUGGUUUGUUAUUUCUUCUACAAGAACAUAGCUUUCGGGCUCACACUCUUUUACUUCGAGGCGUACACUGGUUUCUCUGGGCAGUCAGUCUAUGAUGACUGGUACAUGUUACUCUUCAAUGUCAUACUCACCUCACUGCCUGUCAUAUCCCUUGGAGUUUUUGAGCAGGAUGUUUCUUCUGAUGUCUGCUUGCAGUUCCCAGCUCUGUACCAACAAGGCCCUCGAAACGUGUUCUUUGACUGGUACCGCAUCUUUGGGUGGAUGACCAAUGGCCUCUAUUCCUCACUCAUCACUUUCUUCUUCAGCAUCAACAUUUUCUAUGAUCAAGCCUUCCGCUCUGAUGGCCAGACUCCUGACAUGUCCUCGGUCGGGGCCGCCAUGUUCACCUGUGUAAUAUGGACCGUAAAUUUACAGAUUGCCCUUACCAUCAGCCACUUCACCUGGAUACAGCACCUCUUCAUAUGGGGUAGCAUAGCGACAUGGUACAUUUUCCUCUUCUUAUAUGGUGUGGCUUCCCCUCUCAUCUCCGGGAGGUCUUAUAAAAUUCUUAUAGAAGCUCUUGCACCUGCACCCAUAUAUUGGGCAGCUACUCUUCUUAUAACGUUGGCUUGUAAUCUUCCAUAUCUUGCCCACAUAUCAUUUCAAAGGUCCUUUAAUCCAAUGGAUCACCAUGUGAUCCAAGAGAUUAAGUAUUAUAAAAAGGAUGUGGAGGAUGCACACAUGUGGACUAGGGAGAGUUCUAAGGCUCGCCAAAAAACAAAGAUUGGGUUCACUGCUCGUGUCGAUGCCAAAAUUAGGCUGCUGAGAGGCAGGCUGCAAAAGAAAUACUCAUCAUUGGGUACGCCAACUGCACAACUGCAGCAACAACAACAAAACCUUGUUUCUUCUUAGCUCACUUUAUCUCAAUAUUGAUCUCUCUCUCCUUGAUUUUUUGAUGUUCUUUUGAUCUUUUAUGAUUCAUUUAUGAUAUUUUGUUGCGGUCACUUGGGGAUGGUUGAGGUCCCAUUAUAGCAGCGGCUGUGAGGUAUAUUAUUAUCUGUGUACAAUAGUAAGUCGUGGGAGUAACAGGCUGUGAAAUGACAGUUGAAUUUUCUGCUCAUUGUGCAUUUUUUUGUUUUUUUGUUUUAACGUUGAGAAAGAAGGGUUGGCCUUUUUUUAAGUGUCCCCAAAAUGUAAAUUAUGUGAAUCGCAGAGAGAUUAAGAAGGCUUGGAUGCCAUACAGAACUAGUCUUGAAUACCAUCCGAUAAUUGCAGCGAUUUCUUGUAUUUGUUCAACGGGGACUUGUGUAAAUGAAUUAUAGUACAAAGAUGGGGUGUUUUACUUUA